This is a messenger RNA of Anopheles maculipalpis, 1463 nucleotides long. RefSeq lists its product as uncharacterized. NCBI's taxonomy places the organism in Eukaryota, Metazoa, Arthropoda, Insecta, Diptera, Culicidae. The coding region runs from base 31 to 1404 and encodes 457 amino acids. The record is from RefSeq and is a predicted model, not a curated record. The transcript has a single exon.
GAGCAGUGAACCUUCACAUUGACUACGAAGAUGCUACGAUUCACGCACGCACUGUUGUUGUUCGUAGCGAUGGUGACACUCGUUUCCGCCGGGCCUACCGUAAGAAAAGAUGAGGCUGCCAACGUGAUUACAACUGUUGCGGAGCCGGAAACGAAACCUCCAGCUGGUGAAGCUCCUGCUGCGGGAGAAACCGUUCCAACUCCCGUGAAACUUCCGGUCAGUAAUGAUGAACCUUCGAACGAUGCCCCGAGCACAGUUGCAAGUGAAACAAAGCCAACGGAAAGCGAUUCCACCACGUCCGUCCCAACAACAUCAGCAUCGACGACGGUGACUGCAGCGAGCGAAUCUUCCACAGUGUCGACGACGACCUCCUCCACGACGAAAGCUCCAAGUACUACGGUGAGCGUUGAACUGACCGUGCCCACGACAAAGCCUCCCCGCAAAGUGAUCACGUUCGAUCAGCGCCAGGAAGGCAAGUACAACAUUCGUGCCGAUCUGGAAAACUUCGUCAUCGUGGUCGUCCCGUCCGGCUCGUCGUCCGGUGCAUCGCUGCUGGAUCUGUUGACCCGCUCGGCACAGAAGAAGGACGCCCAUCAAACCCGCAAAGCGUCCCACAGGCGCAAAAACAACAAGGUCCACGGUGUCCAGAAGAAGAUCGCACAGGUAACGCCCGAGGUGAUCGUGCUGGACGAGAACAACCAACGAUCGGGACAGCUCGAGACGGAGGAGUUCAUCGAGGGCCGCACACCGUACAAGGUGGAUCUGUCGAGCAGUGCGCGCAGCGUGGAUGGAGCCGAUACCAACCUGGGAGGUUCGCUCGGUGCACCCGGCCGCAAGUCAUCGUUCACGUUCAGUGUGGAGCCGGCGACGUCGAGCCGCUUGGUUCGCUUCCCGGCCGCGUCAGGUAACUAUCCCCAUCCGCAGUGGUUCGGGCGGGCCUUGCGGGUCGGCGGGUAUCCCAACACUAACACCCUGCUAGUAGCCACCGGUAGUAGUAGUGCCACUAACAAUUACAUCCUUCCUGGUGUCGGGGACUACAAUCCACCACGGGACGGAACCAACUCCCUGCUACUGCUUCGCCGAAGCUACGACGCUGCCGGCAGUGCUGCCGAACCGGAACGGGACGGUAUCGACGGUGACAACGGGAUGAUCGUCUAUUCUCACCAUCCUCCUCCACCUUCCUCCUUCGACAGCCUAGAGUACGAGCCGUUGCGCUCCGACGUCGACAUGACGCAGUUGCAGCUACAGCCGGACAGCGAAUACCGCUACGACGAUCUGGAGCAGAACGAUGCCGACACACUGGACGGUGACUGGGACGAGCUGCGGCUACUCGGCGCACAGGAGCAGUGUGGCCCGGACCGGAAGCGAGACAGCUACGGUGUCUGUCAGUUUGUGCAGCCAUGAUCGUGGCAGACAUUUUUUUUAUUAGUGAUUAGAGCUCUGAUAGGUUAAGUGUGGUUAAG